This is a messenger RNA of Spodoptera littoralis (African cotton leafworm), 894 nucleotides long. Lineage: Eukaryota; Metazoa; Arthropoda; Insecta; Lepidoptera; Noctuidae. The record is from the annotation of a GenBank genome assembly.
AUGCGCACACACAUCGUUACAUUGUUCAUGCGUUUUAGUGGCUAUAUAACAAUAGUAGCUUUUCAUUUAUUUUUUUUAUUGUGUUUGAGUGAUUUUUGUUCUGUGGUAAACUGGAAAAUGGAUACGAAAGUGAUUGUUCUAUAUUUUUUUGUGGUGUUCGUUGCCGUUGGAGCCAUAGAAAUGAACUUAACGAACGAGUGGAAGCAGGACAUCGGCUGGGAGAUCUACUGCUCGUGGAAGAUUCCAAAUGGCGACUCCUUACAGUCAGUCCGGUUGUACCAGAACAACCAGCAGUUCCUGAUAUUUAGACCUGAGACGGACGGAGACAACCGCGUUUUAGUAUACAGACGUCUUGAGGAUGUUUUAACAACAAACUGUGCAAUUUCCAAAGAAGAAAGGCAGAUGGGAACUUGUGUAUUGACUUCUGAACUGUACCAGCCUCAGAAACAUGGCUUCGCAAUAACCUGUGAGGUGUCGGGAGAAAGGCCCUACUUUAGGAUGGAAAAUAAAACUAUUUUCGUUGAUAAAUAUGUUCCACCUACAGACACCGCGCUAAGGGUUGUGUCAGAGAAUAAGGAUACGGGUCGGGUGACCCUGAACUGCACCUCUAGUGGUGUACCGGGCCCUAAUUUGACGUGGACUAUCCUUGGUCAACAAAAGAUCCCUCAUGACUUCACCGGUGUCGCUUGGAACGCAACAUCUAAGCUAUGGGAUGUAUGGUCCGUACUCUCUUACACGUCAAAUGCAGAAACAACUGCAGUUUGCACGCCAGAGGUCAGCACUGCAGGCAGGCUAGUGAAGGGACAAUCUGUUGAAUAUAGUUCUGCAGGGAGUUUUAGAGGACUAGUAAAACUAAUCAUGAGCGCAGCACUAUACCUGGCGCUUCUAAGAUGA